GGGGCGGUGAAAAGGAGCCGGGGGUGCCCGAGCGCCGCCGCCGCCGCCCGCCAUGAGGGCAGCGCUCGCCCCCGGGGUUCGCCUGCUCCGCGCCCUCCCCCGGGACAGCCGCUAUCGGGGACUGACGCUGGUGCUGACCUUCCUCUCCUACACCAGCUACCACCUCUCCCGAAAACCCAUCAGCAUCGUCAAGAGCCAGCUGCACCCCAACUGCUCCGCCUUGGGCCCCAACCCCCGCAAUGACUCCAACAGCACCACAUGGUGCAGCUGGGCCCCCUUUGAUGGGGACAACUACAAGGAGCUUUUUGGGGCGCUGGAUAAUGCCUUCCUGGUGGCCUACGCCAUCGGGAUGUUCAUCAGCGGCAUUUUUGGGGAGCGCCUCCCCCUGCGCUAUUACCUGUCRGGGGGGAUGGUGCUGAGCGGGCUCUUCACCGCCCUUUUUGGCCUCGGCUACUUCUGGGACAUCCACGUCCUCUGGUACUUCAUCGUUGUGCAGGUGUGCAAUGGGCUGGUGCAGACCACGGGCUGGCCUGCGGUCGUGGCGUGUGUCGGGAACUGGUUUGGGAAGGGCAAGAGAGGUUUGAUCAUGGGCAUCUGGAACUCGCACACGUCCGUUGGCAACAUCUUAGGGUCGCUCAUCGCUGGUGCCUGGGUUUCCUCAGCCUGGGGCCUGUCCUUCGUCGUGCCCGGCAUCAUCAUCACCACUGUGGGCAUCAUCUGCUUCUUCUUCCUCGUGGAGUAUCCUGAGGAUGUUGACUGCAACCCCCCUCUGCAUCACACGGGCUGUGAUGAGGAUCCUGGAGGAGUGACCACCAGUGAGAAGGAUCCUGAAUCAGUCMCCUCCAACGAGGGCCCACUCAGCCUCUCGGGCCAGAGUAGUGUGGAUCACUCCAAUGGCCCCAAGGAGCCGGCUGAGGAGCCCGAAGCCAUCAGCUUCCUCGGGGCACUUCGGAUACCUGGCGUGGUGGAGUUCUCGCUGUGCCUGCUCUUUGCCAAGCUGGUGAGCUACACCUUCCUGUACUGGCUGCCCCUCUACAUYGUCAAUGUUGCUCAUUUCGGUGCCAAGGAAGCCGGGGACCUGUCGACCCUCUUUGAUGUCGGGGGUAUUUUAGGGGGGAUCUUUGCCGGCCUCAUCUCUGACUACACAGGCGGCAGAGCCACCACGUGCUGCGUGAUGCUGGUGGUGGCUGCUCCCAUGCUGUUCCUGUACAACCACGUGGGUCAGAAUGGCAUUGGCACAUCCAUAGCGAUGCUGAUCAUCUGUGGUGCUCUGGUUAAUGGGCCCUACGCGCUCAUCACAACAGCGGUGUCGGCAGAUUUGGGAACCCACGAAUCUCUCAAAGGAAACGCCAAAGCCCUUUCGACCGUCACAGCCAUCAUUGACGGCACGGGAUCGGUCGGUGCCGCGCUGGGGCCGCUGCUGGCRGGGCUCAUCUCUCCCACCGGCUGGAAUAACGUCUUUUACAUGUUGAUAGCAGCCGACGUCCUGGCUUGUCUGCUCCUUGCUCGUGUGGUGGUCAAGGAGGCCCGUGGCUGGUGUGGCCCCAUGGCGAGGCAGAGAGGCUCUAGUGUGCAGCUAACAGAGUCAGUGAUGGAUGGGAAGUAGCUCGGUGUGAAAGACCAAUAGGCUGGGCCUCGUGCUGUGGUUUAAGGAGUUCUGAGCCGCCCCGAGCCCGGAGGGAGGAGAAGGGGCCGGGGCGCACCGGGAGCGUCUCGGCACAGCCCGGCCUCGGGCACGGCCCCGGGGGCUCGCUGCCACCGUAGGCUGGCUUCCAGCGGAGGCAGGGGCGAGGAGCAGUCAAAGGRCCCUGGCCAAGCGGUUUUCUGGGUCCGUUCUUCACCAUCGGCCGUUUUAUUAAUAAAAAUGUGCAAAAGCUG
This is a messenger RNA of Malurus melanocephalus (red-backed fairy wren), 1878 nucleotides long. It is a transcript of the gene SLC37A2, whose product is annotated as solute carrier family 37 member 2. The transcript is spliced from 20 exons. Bases 53 to 1606 code for a protein of 517 amino acids. Gene Ontology annotation, cellular component: endoplasmic reticulum membrane. Lineage: Eukaryota; Metazoa; Chordata; Aves; Passeriformes; Maluridae. Gene Ontology annotation, biological process: glucose-6-phosphate transport; phosphate ion transmembrane transport. The record is from RefSeq and is a predicted model, not a curated record. Gene Ontology annotation, molecular function: glucose 6-phosphate:phosphate antiporter activity.